Molecule: messenger RNA, 3141 nt
Organism: Monomorium pharaonis (pharaoh ant)
Lineage: Eukaryota; Metazoa; Arthropoda; Insecta; Hymenoptera; Formicidae
Product: deubiquitinase OTUD6B
Exons: 4
Coding region: 383-1267 (294 amino acids)
Biological process (GO): protein deubiquitination
Molecular function (GO): cysteine-type deubiquitinase activity
Source: RefSeq, a predicted model, not a curated record
AAAUAUAUAAAUAUAUAUACAUAUAAAGUUACCUAACUGCACAGAUUGCAUGAUACACUUGCUGCGGAUUCGCCAAAUCCAAUGCGUCAUUCGUUAAUGACGUCAGUCAUCCCCUGCAGGAUCGAUGACGUAUAACGGCAAACCAUUGGUCAACACGCGUUGAUUUUUAUCACGUGGCACGUUCCCUCUUCGCUGCUGCUUGUCUCCUAGCAAAUGACGAAGCGCGAAAUCCAGCUUCCCUUUCCGUUUUCUGUAACAUACGUAUGUGCGGCUCGUGCUGGCUCGUGCGGGCGUGUUAAGUGUGCUUUGCUUUCGCGGGCAGAACUUUGCUGAACUUUGCUCACGAUACACUAAGCUACGUAGAGGUUAUAUUUAAAUUAGAAUGGCAGAGGCGGCGUUAACGGAGGAAGAAUUGACACAGAAGCACAAGAAGGAACGGAAGGAACUGCAAGCGCAAAUACAGACUCUGAAGAAGUCCAUUUGCAAAGGUGACAAGAAGAAGAAGAAGGAGAUUACAGAAGAGAUAGGCCGCUUAGAGGAGAACUUGGAGAAACGCCAAGUGGAGGAAUUGAAUACAUGGAGACUGGCUCAUGUUACACUAAAUGACAAGCAGACGGAGUCCGCGGAAGCGAGCGAAGAAAUUGAUAGAGACAACUGCUCGGAGCAAUCGAUGCACAGGGUUUCCAAAGCACAGAAGAGGCGGGAGAAGAAAGCAAUCGCAGAGAAGGAGCGCAAUCAGAGGAUCAUUGAACAGGAGGCCCUUAACGUCUUUGGCAAGAGGAAUGUCGAGAUAGAAGCCAUAAAGAAGAUACUUUCUGAGCGCGAGUUAAUGAUCUACGAAAUUCCUAGCGAUGGCCACUGUUUAUAUAAUGCCGUGGCACAUCAGCUUAAGAUAAACGGAGAGACGCCUCUUAGCCUGCAUGAUCUCAGAACAAAGACUGCUGACUAUUUAAGAGAAAAUAUGAACGACUUCUUGCCGUUUCUCUCCAACCCUGAUUCUGAUGAUUUAUUGACCCCUGAGGAGUAUGAAAAGUAUUGCAAUGACGUGGGUGAGACAAGUGCUUGGGGCGGCGCUGUUGAGCUGCAGGUACUAUCACGUAUACUGAAAUGCCCAAUCGAAGUUAUACAAGCUGUAGGGGCUCCAUAUAUCGUUGGAGACGAAUACAGUAACGGCAAGAAGGUGACGCUUACUUAUCAUCGUCAUAUGUACGAGUUAGGCGCUCAUUACAAUUCUGUUACGAAGUAUGUCCAGGAUGAAGAAAGCUGAUAAAGGUCUGCUUUAGGACUUUAUUUUUAUUUCGUUAUAGCAGUCUUCAACUUUUAUUAUUGAUCGAUAAAUUAAUCAAUUAAUGUGAUGAAUUAAGCAUGUUUUGAUUUACGAAACAUGUUUUUGCCCACUAAAUAAAACUAAUUUAUUUUAUGUGGAAAAUUUAAUAUAAAUUUUAAUAGUAUAAAAUAUUUUUAUCAAUAAAUAUACAGAAAAAUAUUGAAAAAGCUGCCAGCAGAAUAUUUAAUCUUCCUAUGAGAGAAUUGCAUUUCUAAACUUUACAUUAUUGUGAUGAUUAUUAACGAUAAAAUGUUUAUAAGUAAAAUUCUUCAAAUGUGUGUAUAGUGACUGUUAAAGUACUAAAUAUAAAAUGCAUGUAAUUAAUUUUUCUAUAAAUUAUGUAUAUUAUAUAUUACAGUAAUGUCUAUUUACACCCAUGUAGAUUAAUUUUGAGGUCAGCUUAUUCUUUAUCUUUCUAAUUUUUAGAACUAAAAAAAGAUAAAAAGCAAAUUAAGCUGAGAUCAAAGUUAAUCUGCACAUUGGUGAAAAUAGAUGAAUGUGUAAUGAAAAUAUAACAAAAUAUAUUAUUGGUCUGAUGUAAUCUUAAUGGUCACACACAUUUUAGGAAUUCUUUUUUACAAUCAUUAGUUAGUUAAAAAAAAAAAUACAUAUCAAUGAACCAUCAGUAAAACGUAUUUGCCUGGUUAUUUCAAAUAGUUUACUGACUUACAUUUUGACUGUGCAUAUUUAGAGCUAAACAUGACUGAAAGUUCCAUAUAAAUUCUACUGAAUUAAUAAAUUUUCUGUAGAUCCAUAGAAUACAUUUUUAUCGUAUAUUUAACAAAUUACAUCCUAAAAAGUUUUAUAUACUAUCUUAGUAUGUCUUAUCAUAUCAGAACUUGAGAUUUAACACUGAAACAGUUCUUAGCAUAUUAUUGUGUGAGCUUAUAUUAAAUGGGCUUCAAAUAGUCAUAUUUAGCGCUAGACGUGCGAUGGUAAUGUGGGCCGUAGGGACGUUUAGAAAUAUUUACUAAAAUAUUUUACUGCAAACUAUAAAUAUCUCGGCGAGUUAAUGUGAGCUUAUGAUGAAGCUCUUGUGUUAUUACGGAGAGAGAUUAAAUUUAUAUAGAAUUAUAUUUAUUUUCCAAAUAGAUAUCAGACAAUAUAAACAUGCUGCCAGCAAAUAUGCAAAUACUUAUUAAGAUUCGAUGUUCUUUGGCUUGUUCCAAAGAUUGAAGUAUAUGUUACUCUCUUAUUGCGCAUACUAUUUCGUGUUCAUUAAUAGUCACGUUUGGAAAUAUCAAGCGGCUAUCAAAUGUAUAUCUAUAAGAAAUGUUCGAGAUUGCGUUUCAAAACUAUACACGGAACAGUUUAAUAAAUUAGCGAUGUGAUUUGAUUUGAAAUGAGAAAGGAUAAAACUGUAAAAGUGUAAAAGAUAGACUGUUUUUAUCAUUUCAUUCAUUUCAACUCGUGAGAAUCAACUUUAGUCCUUAAUUUUUCAAACAGACUCUCGAAUUAUGUAGCUUAAUACUUUGUAUCUUGGAGCGACAUUGAGUCAAGUAUUUUGGAGUCUUUAAAUACAGAAUGUUCCUUACUUGCAAAAAUUUAUGUAGUCUUCUAACAUUGUUUCUCGAUUAACUUCACAGAUUUUUUAUGUAAUUUUAAUAUUUUGAAUUAUUUAUGAUUUCGAUCGUAUAAUAAAAUGAGAAAGAAUAUAAAUGAUUUAUAAUUGUUAUGUUAGAACACGUUAAGGGAUACUAUAAUAUAUACAAUGACAUUGUUCCCAUGUUUUUGCAAUUUUUGUAAAUGUAUAUAUUUGGUCGUAUAUAAUGGAUGUGUUGUAGUUGGGUAUUAAAUAAAUAUGAUACAUAUGA